Messenger RNA from Soboliphyme baturini, 492 nucleotides. The record is from the annotation of a GenBank genome assembly. Lineage: Eukaryota; Metazoa; Nematoda; Enoplea; Dioctophymatida; Soboliphymatidae.
AUGGAUUAUCCAGAACACGCAUUCUCUAGAGAAGUGCUGGAACAUUUUAUAGACCCACAUUCGUUGCUGCCUCUCAGUCCGCCUGGAAGUCGUUUCCCGCAUUUGGGUUUCGUCAGACAGGUUCGUCGGAAAUGGAUUAUCUCAUCAAGGAAAACUAUCACCCUAAAGGUGUACGUCAUCAACAGCCCUCACGUUUUGGAAGCGGUCCGAACACAUUUCAAUUGCGGAACCCUGGAAGGUGCUCAGUUGGAAAACGACGGUGGUCCCGGUACGAGUAACGUUCAUUGGGAGAAGCGGCUUUUUGGGCCCGAGAUAAUGACAGGCGAACUAAGCAGAAAUGCGAUUUUCUCACAGAUUACUGGGGCUCUCCUGAAGGAUUCAGGGUGGUAUAUGAUCGAUGAACGCAUGUUGGAACCUUUGACAUGGGGCGCUUCUAAAGGCUGUCUUUUUGCAACCGCAAGCUGCCGAGAAUACAUGGACUUUCAACCGUAA